AUGGCUUCCUAUGAACAAAAGCUAGCCCUUGCCAAACAGGGUGUAAUUGCAGGAGCUAAAGCAGCAGUGCUUGCCACAAUUGCCACAGCCAUCCCAACUUUGGCAAGUGUGAAGAUGGUGCCAUGGGCAAGAGCCCACCUGAACCCCACCGCACAGGCUCUCAUAAUCUCCACUGCGGCUGGGAUGGCUUAUUUCGUAGUGGCUGACAAGACCGUGCUUGCAACUGCACGCAGGAACUCCUUCAAUGGCGCCGACAAAAGUUACUAA
Messenger RNA from Striga hermonthica, 267 nucleotides. The record is from the annotation of a GenBank genome assembly. Lineage: Eukaryota; Viridiplantae; Streptophyta; Magnoliopsida; Lamiales; Orobanchaceae.